AUUAGCUUCAAUUAGUUGGUCUUUAUAAAGCCAAACCCCCGCCAACAAAGCGCCUUUCUGUCCAUAGAAAUAAAAGAGCAAAAAUGCAAUAAAGAAAAGGUAAAAAAAAAAAAAAAAGAGGAAAAAGGAAAAUAAGCCAUCUUCAGUCGAACACCAUAUUUGAAGUUAGCAGAAUCAGAAUUUCCCGUCAUCAUCUUCAAUCUUCUAGUCUCUCCUAGACAAAUAAUCAUACACUUGCAAGCUCUGAUUCACUUCUACUGAAAUGUGCUCUGCCACCGGAAUGGCCACUGCUGCAACACUCCCCUUCCUAUCCCCGGAGCCUCUUCAGUGUCCCACUAUCCCAGUAUUCCCGUUUUCCUCAUCUUCAUCUUCUUUCCUUGCCGGCGGGACCCAUUUGUGGGGUCAAAGGAAGUUCGUUUCUCUUUGUGUAUCCUCUUCCCCUUCUUCGCAACUCAACCGGAGGAUUUCUCCGAGGCGUUUUCGUAGAUUGAUUGUGGCUGCCUCAGCUGAUUAUUACUCCACGCUUGGGGUUCCAAAAUCCGCUUCUAAUAAGGAAAUUAAAGCGGCUUAUCGAAAGUUAGCUCGGCAGUACCACCCUGAUGUCAACAAGGAGCCUGGAGCUACUGAAAAAUUCAAGGAGAUCAGUGCUGCAUAUGAGGUGCUAUCAGAUGACAAAAAGAGAGCUUUGUAUGAUCAAUAUGGUGAAGCUGGGGUGAAAAGUGCAGUUGGGGGGCAGGGUGGAGCAUACACGACGAAUCCCUUUGAUCUGUUUGAGACAUUUUUUGGGCAAAGUAUGGGGUUCUCUGGAAUGGAUACAGCUGGUUUUGGAACGCGCCGCAGCACUGUUACUAAGGGCGAAGACUUACGAUAUGAUAUAAAACUGGAAUUCUCGGCGGCUAUAUUUGGCGCAGAAAGAGAGUUUGAGCUUUCUCAUCUUGAGACAUGUGAAGCCUGUUCUGGUACUGGAGCGAAGGCUGGUUCGAGAAUGAGAAUAUGCUCUACUUGUGGUGGCCGUGGUCAGGUUAUGAGAACUGAGCAAACACCUUUCGGAAUGUUUUCGCAGGUUUCUAUAUGUCCAACCUGUGGCGGUGACGGUGAAGUGAUUUCUGAAUUGUGUCGUAAAUGUUCUGGGCAAGGUCGGCUGAGAGUAAAGAAAUACAUUAAAGUUAAAAUUCCUCCAGGAGUGAGCAAGGGCAGUAUUCUCAGAGUUGCCGGAGAGGGUGAUGCUGGACCAAAAGGGGGCCCACCUGGGGAUUUAUUUGUAUAUCUUGAUAUUGAAGAAAUUCCGGAGAUUCAAAGAGAUGGUUUAAAUCUCUAUUCUACUGUAUCAAUCAGCUAUUUGGAUGCAAUAUUAGGUACUAUUGUUCAGGUCAAAACAGUGGAAGGUCCCAGUGAUCUUCAGAUUCCUCCUGGUACACAGCCAGGGGAUGUACUUGUCUUGGCGAAGAAAGGUGCUCCUAAAUUGAACAGGCCGUCUGUGCGUGGUGAUCAUUUGUUCACUGUUAAAGUUAGCAUUCCGAAAAGAUUAAGUGCUAGAGAGCGUGAACUGAUUGAAGAACUUGCUUCUCUGAACAUCACGUCUGCAAGCCGUUCAAAAACUCGCCCUAAAGUUCAGGAAACUACUAAGCCGGUAGAAAGUCAAACAGAGAGUAUAACUGAGGAUCCCAAGAAUUCUGAAGAUCAAAGUGACUUAUGGAAGCAGCUAAAAGAUCUUGGAGGGGCUGUUGCAAACGGAGUACUGAAGUGGUUGAGAGACAACUUAUAG
Oldenlandia corymbosa var. corymbosa is the source of this 1765-nucleotide messenger RNA. The record is from the annotation of a GenBank genome assembly. Lineage: Eukaryota; Viridiplantae; Streptophyta; Magnoliopsida; Gentianales; Rubiaceae.